Phlebotomus argentipes is the source of this 870-nucleotide messenger RNA. RefSeq lists its product as uncharacterized. The record is from RefSeq and is a predicted model, not a curated record. The transcript is spliced from 2 exons. Bases 1 to 870 code for a protein of 289 amino acids. NCBI's taxonomy places the organism in Eukaryota, Metazoa, Arthropoda, Insecta, Diptera, Psychodidae.
AUGAUCCAAAGAGUGUUGAGUGUUGUGCUCGUGAGUGGGCUGUUGGUGGCCACGAUGGGCGCCUCCAUUGCGGACAAUGAAAUCGAGAGUCGCCAGAUGAAGAUCCAUUCUGGAGAGGAGCUCAUCGACUCCAUCACGAGUGACUGUUUUUCCGGUGAUACAUUCAAGUGCCUCAAAGGACGGGUGCUUUGCUACCUGGACACCACUCUCGGGGUGACAGAGAGGACUUCACGAGCUUUCGAGGACGACAACGUUGAUCGAGCGAUCUUCGAUCGCGUCAGUCGAGUUCUCGCCACCAGCGAAUUCCGGAUGGCUCUGCCUCAGACAUUCUUCGGACAGGCCGUCCUCACCUACCGUCCGGACGAAGGAUUCAACUUCCUCGUUCCCCAAGAGAGAGCCCGCAAUGGAGAUCUUAAGGAGAAAUUGCUUAUCCCAAUUCUCCUCCUCAUGAAGCUCAAGCAGAAGAUUGUCCUUCCCAUUGUUCUGGGUCUGAUUCAUCUGAAGGCUGUGAAGGCCUGGGUGAUGUCCAAGCUGGCCAUCACUCUCGUUCUUGGCUUUCUGCUGCACCAGCUGCUGAAGAAGAAGGGUCUUCUCCCCAUGCCGAUGACCAUGAUGCCCAUGCCACCUCCAGAGCCCGCGCCAGUCUACGGAGCCCCCGCUCCGACCCCAGCGCCAGCCUCCUCCUAUGGGCCCAGCAGCUGGGAGCCCACCAACGGAGGUCCCUACUCUAGGAUAUGGGAGCCAUCGUCUGACUCCCACCAGAUGGCCUACAGCGCAUACUACCCUUCAUCGUCAUCCUCAUCGUCGAUCGCCUCCUCAUCUUCCAGCUCUGGAUCCUCGGGAUCCAGCAUCGCAUCCCAUGCAUACUGA